This is a messenger RNA of Polyodon spathula (Mississippi paddlefish), 5991 nucleotides long. RefSeq names its product DNA (cytosine-5)-methyltransferase 3B-like. NCBI's taxonomy places the organism in Eukaryota, Metazoa, Chordata, Actinopteri, Acipenseriformes, Polyodontidae. The transcript has 23 exons. Gene Ontology annotation, biological process: negative regulation of transcription by RNA polymerase II. The coding region runs from base 32 to 2728 and encodes 898 amino acids. Gene Ontology annotation, molecular function: DNA (cytosine-5-)-methyltransferase activity, acting on CpG substrates; DNA binding. The record is from RefSeq and is a predicted model, not a curated record. Gene Ontology annotation, cellular component: nucleus.
GCAGGAUAGCGAAACAGAACCGGGACCAGCGAUGCCGUCAACCGAGUGUUCCUCGACCAUUGUGGGCAAAGGUGGAAAGAUGACAGCAACGGCUGUUGUGAAUGGGGAUGCAUCCAUGGACAGUUUGUCUGAAAGCAGCACUGACCCCAAGAUCACUAACGGGCACCCCGGAAACAGCCCCCUUUCAGCAGGAGAACCCCCCUCCCCAGCGAGCCCUAAACUGAACGGGGGCGCUGUCACACCGGAAGUUAGUCUUACAAACAAGCCUCUCAGCUGUAAGAAAAGAAGCAGGAGAAACUCUGACCUGGAGGACAAGACCUUGUGGGAUUCCUCCUACAAUGAGGCUGUUGUGAAUGGGGAUGCAUCCAUGGACAGUUUGUCUGAAAGCAGCACUGACCCCAAGAUCACUAACGGGCACCCCGGAAACAGCCCCCUUUCAGCAGGAGAACCCCCCUCCCCAGCGAGCCCUAAACUGAACGGGGGCGCUGUCACACCGGAAGUUAGUCUUACAAACAAGCCUCUCAGCUGUAAGAAAAGAAGCAGGAGAAACUCUGACCUGGAGGACAAGACCUUGUGGGAUUCCUCCUACAAUGAGGCAAAAUUGCAGAGAGUCGCUGGCCGGGAGACAACUCUCCGACAGAGACCCCCUCAGCGGACAAUAUUCCAGGCCGGACUCACACCUUGCAGCAAGGCACGAAGCAGCACAAACAACCCCAAACCGAAACCGGAUCCAAACAGCUGUGUGGUGCAGAAUGGAACCCUCUUCAGCCCUGUGAGCCCCCAUGUCUCUCCUACCCCCACCCUAGAGCUGAUGGAACAGGAUUCCAAAGACUCUGCUCAGAGCAGCUCCACGUCCACCUCCCAAGACACAGGGACCCCCCCCGAAUACAAGGAUAAUAAAGGCUUUGGGAUCGGUGAGCUGGUGUGGGGGAAGAUUAAGGGCUUCUCCUGGUGGCCGGGAAUUGUGGUGUCCUGGCGGAUGACUGGGAAACGACAGGCCUCUCUAGGGAUGAGGUGGUUGCAGUGGUUUGGGGAUGGCAAGUUUUCCGAGGUUUCAGCAGACAAGCUGGACUCAUUCAUGGCCUUCCCCAAGUACUUCACCCAAGCUUCGUACAACAAGCUAGCGUCGUACCGGAGAGCUGUCUUUCAAGCACUUGAGAUGGCAGCUGACCGGUCUGGGAAGAUAUUUCCCCGUUGUGAAACAGACAGCCCUGAUGACCUGGUGAAGCCCAUGCUGGAGUGGGCUAACGGCGGGUUCGAGCCCAAAGGGUCUGAGGGACUUAACCCUAAAGGAGAGAACGGGUCCCUCAAUCACCACGUUCUCGAGGUCAACUACCUAGAGUAUUACCCCCCGGUCAAGAAACAGAAAACCAACCUGUACAAAAAUAAGGUGGGGAUCGAGGAACACUACAGCAGAGAACAAAUGGUCCAUGAAGUUUUGAAGAAUAACAGAAGUAUAGAAGAAUUCUGCCUAUCUUGUGGGAAAGCGAGAGUGGCGACUUUUCAUCCGCUUUUUGAAGGAGGCCUUUGCCAAACAUGCAAGGAUAUCUAUCUGGAAAUCUCCUACAUGUAUGAUGAUGACGGGUACCAGUCAUACUGCACUGUGUGCUGUGGAGGUCGGGAAGUGUUGCUCUGUGGCAAUGCCAACUGCUGUAGGUGUUUCUGUGUCGACUGUCUAGAUAUCCUAGUGGGUCCUGGGGCCUCAGAGAACGCCAAGGUGCUGGACCCAUGGCGAUGCUACAUGUGCCAGCCAGUCCAACAGUACGGUGCCCUCAAACAGAGACAUGACUGGAGCAUCAAGCUGCAGGAGUUCUUUGUCAAUGACAACGGGCAGGAAUUUGAAAGCCCGAAAAUGUACACAGCAAUUCCUGCAGAGCAGCGACGGCCAGUAAGAGUGCUGUCACUGUUUGACGGCAUUGCCACUGGGUAUUUAGUUUUAAAGGAUCUUGGCUUUAAGGUUGACCAGUACAUCGCCUCUGAGGUCUGUGAAGACUCCAUUUCAGUGGGAGUGGUCCGACAUGAAGGAAACAUUCAAUAUGUGCAUGAUGUGAGGAACAUAACAAGGAAACAACUUGAAGAGUGGGGUCCUUUUGAUCUGGUGAUCGGAGGAAGUCCUUGCAAUGAUCUCUCAAUAGUAAACCCAGCCAGAAAGGGUCUGUACGAGGGCACAGGAAGGCUGUUCUUUGAGUUUUACCGUUUGCUGAAUGCUGCUAAACCGAAAGAAGGAGACGACAGGCCGUUCUUCUGGCUGUUCGAGAACGUUGUGGCCAUGGGGGUCAACGACAAAAGGGAUAUUUCUCGCUUUCUGGAGUGCAACCCGGUAAUGAUUAAUGCCAUCGAGGUGUCAGCCGCACACAGAGCUCGAUACUUCUGGGGCAACCUUCCUGGAAUGAACAGGCCCCUGUGUGCUUCAGGCAUGGACAAGCUUCAGCUUCAGGACUGCCUAGAGCAUGGGAGGAUAGCAAAGUUCGGAAAGGUGCGUACCAUCACGACGCGGUCCAACUCCAUCAAGCAGGGCAAAGACCAGCAUUUCCCUGUCUUGAUGAAUGGAAAGGAAGACAUCCUGUGGUGCACGGAGCUGGAAAGGAUCUUUGGCUUUCCGGUGCACUACACUGACUUAUCCAACAUGGGCCGGGGCGCGCGACAGAAGCUGCUGGGUCGGUCCUGGAGUGUACCAGUCAUCCGACACCUCUUUGCUCCUCUUAAGGACUACUUUGCUUGUGAAUAGAGACCAAUGAGCCUUUUUUUUUUAAGAUUGUCUACUUGUUCAUCAUUCAAGUGUUUUUUUACAAAAUGUAUGUAGUUUAUUGAGGGUAGUGGAAUAGGAUAACAAUGGGAUGUGGAAAUUGAUCUAAUAUCUCACGGUGUAUAUUCGUACCUCAGAACAUUAUGCUGCUUUUAAAUUAAAAAAAAAAAAUCUGCAACAAGAUAAUUCAAUUUUUCAAUUGGCAACAAAGAGCUAAUGAUAGGGAAAAUAAAAGGAGAGAUAUUCUGGUCAUUUGCACAACUCCUGCUGAUAGCCGACUUCUUACAAGAUUACAGACAAGGCGAGGAUAGGUGCCAACGUAUUCCAGUUAACAUACUGUUCUGCCAGCUAGAAAAAAAUCGUUUUGGCUUGUUUAAGGGUACUGCCUACAUGUUGGAUUACAUCCAAAUCUGACACAUACUCCAUCCUACAAAGCAGACUAGCCCCUAGGGCUUUGCCAAAAGUCUUCUCUGUGACUCAUUUUGGGUUGUAACAGCCAGGAGGUGAAAUUGUACGUUUGGAACAGUUGUCUUAUAAUACAGUAUUGCUACCUGCAUGUCAACUACAUGCCCUUUUGUAUUUGAAUACGGCUAAUAUACAAAAACACAGGGGUUCUAAAACCUCUAACCCCAACAGGUGAUGUGCAGAUGUGACAAAGCACUGCAUUGCACCUCUGCUUCUGUAGAGCACUGAUACAUCCGACUUCUUUAAAACAGAAAAGAGUUUUCCAGCUGGCAAUGGGAGGGGUGGGCCGAGUGUAUUGAGCUGGGGUUGUGUUUCAAGGUAAUGAAAACAACUUUCUUUACCUUUCUGCUCAGUGUCUGUGUCAGUUCUGGAACCUCUUGAGGUUCCCUCGUGUGUUUCAGUUUUGUAAGGGUUAUUGUUAUAUUGACAGUGCAAGUGAUCUGAUUCACAGUAAGGUGAACUCUUCAGGCCUGGAUAAAGUCAAUAUUAUAGCAUCACUAUAUGUCUUAAUAUAUAUAGUGAUUUUAAUGUCAUUCAAGCAUUAAAUCUACAUGAGGCAGCUUGAAUAUCAGUAUAUUCUAUAUUAACAAUGUGUCUGCAGAAACUCUGUAUUCUCAGGUGAUCACAAACAGCCAGAAAAUGUAGACACUCCUUCACCAUCUUGUUUUAAACAUUUUAAUCCUGCCUGUAUUCAUAUAAAACUAAUUGGAGUUAUUUUAAGCAAAUGCUUAAGUGUUUUGUCAACCAGUCAAGGAUCGAGUAGAUUCACAUGUUAACGGCAUGCAUUCAGUCAAUGAGAAAGUGUCUCGAAAGUGCCUUAUGUGGUACAUAGAAAACAUGUUUGUUAUUUGAUUCCAGAUACAUAGCAAUUAACCGUGGCCAAGAUGAUUAGAGUAGUGCCCCAAGUGGCAGUCAGAAAACACACACUGGACAGAUUAAUCACCUUUAUCAUAAUGUGAAACGGAUUUCUUUAAAACACGGACAAUCGGAUAAUGUAAAUAGAGAGGAUACAUACUCUCAAGGGUACCACAUGUUUUUGUUUAGAAGCACAACUGUAUAGUUUGAAUGUGAAUAAUGUCAAACAAACCUCAUGUUUUUAGGUGAAACCGGCCAAAAUGUAUGCAUACCUUUUUUAAAAUGUAACUUAUUGCAAUAUUAACAUUUAACCCGUUUAAGCUAAACAAGGGUUUUUCUUCAAAUGAGUAUUUAAAAACUGCAACCCAGCAUUAAGUUACUGGGUGGUCCAGUAAGUGACUUGCUUUUUGUCUUUGGGAGCUUGUUGCCAGUCAGGCAGUACUCAGUGAAUUACAUGCAUUGAAACUGUCUGUGUGGUAUAUUUAAAAUAACUGAUGUGCAAAAAAAAACAACAAAUUUUUAUAAUACUGUGUAGGGCAAAGAUGUUACUACAGUGCAUUGGCUGCCCCGUUGAUUUCGAAAAAUGGGUGCUAAUGUUAACAAAUCAACAAGUUAGAAAAUAAUGCUGCAAACUUUGCAAUGGAGUGUGAUUUGGUUUAUUCAACAAAGCGGACUGACAGAGAUGCCUGUUUUGCAAAGAGGGUGAACUUUCUGCCAUUCAGUGCCUUAAACACAUUUGAACUAAAACCUGUUUGUACUGUUUUGAAAAUGUUUACAGUUGGUUGGCGUUUCCCUUUUAAGAGCAGUCGUGGUGGUGAAGCAGAAACUCAUAUCAGCGUAUCAACAAUCGCUAUCCCUUUGUUACUGUAGUCUCAAGAAGCAAAUUUGAACCGGAUUUGUGUUUGCUUUUAUUAUAGUAUACGGCUCUCUCUAUAUAUAUACCCUGCUGUUAGUCAAUCUAUCUUAAAACAUGUAAGUACUGUAUACAGUAUUGUUAAGAAAGGUUUCCUAUAACAUGAAAAAAGAAAGACACUGGUUUAAAAGAUUUCUGAGCAUUUAACACUGAGAGGUAACGAUUUGGAAUAUUUUAGAGAACAGACUCAAUUUAUAGACAGCCAUCACUUAGUGUGUAGUUAAUGUGGUCUAGAUAGAAACUUUUAAAUUGACUGGUGGUUGACCAUGCUUUUUAGCAGACAAAUGUGCUUGGCGUGAUCAUUGGUGUAAUAUACCCACCUUGUAUAGUGUAGAUGACCAGGUGUCUUAUUUGAAAACCAAAUUGCAGGUGAAUUUUAUUUUUUCUUUCAAAGCAAUAAAUACUGUUGCAUUUGUAGUUUUAUUUUCUACAUGGGUUUAGGGCAUUUUACUCUUAUUGGUGCUAAUUGUUAUAAUACAAAUACUUCUAUUUUAUAGACCUGUAUUUUUAUAUACAUGUGCGCAUACUGUAAAAUUUUCAAUAGGUAACUGGGUUGCAUUCAUAACAAUGCUUCUCAAGUUCUUAGUAAGGUUUGUAAUACCAUAGUUUAGAUUAAACCAGUAUUUUUGUGUUAUGUGUUUUUACACCAUUCCAAACUUGAGAAACAGAAUGUAAAGGCAUUCUACAAAUGUUUGUAUCGUUAUUGUGUGAUUCUCAUAUUUAGCUUUACUUCCAAUGGCUUGGUUUAUCAAUCCUGGUAGUGGAAUUCAAGUAGUCUCCUGUUUUAUUCUAAGAAUGAAACCUUUUGAAGUUAAACACUUCUUCAACAGACUGUUGUGAGCAUUAUUGUAUUGUUUUUAUAAUGUUUGUACUUUUGUGUAUUUUUUUAUAUAUAUAUACUGUAUAUGUUGCAGGACCCCACUGUGCUAUAUGGGCUUGAUAGCCUGUCCAUGUAAAAUCUUUAAUGAUUUAAAUUGUCUGACCCUGCAAAAAUAAAACUGAUUUGACUUGA